This is a messenger RNA of Nomia melanderi (Alkali bee), 2157 nucleotides long. NCBI's taxonomy places the organism in Eukaryota, Metazoa, Arthropoda, Insecta, Hymenoptera, Halictidae. The record is from RefSeq and is a predicted model, not a curated record.
UCCACAUGCGUAGUGGCCCUGUUUUUCUCUGCGAAGUACAGUUUAUCUAUUCUGAUGUCGCGCGUAGAAUAACGUAUAGGCUGUGACGAAUAGUGACGGCUAUAUCCAUUCAAGACCGACCUAACACGUUAUCGAUUUACGUGAAGUUUUAGUGCUUCACGUAGUGAACUUGGUACAAUUUUAGGCCCGUCAUCGAGGUCGAUUCAUAAUAAUCUUUUACAAAAGAAAUUACUGUUUUUCCAUAAUAACUGUAUGAGUCAUUCCGUAAGUUGAUCGUCCCACCGUUCAUUCUGUUGACAGGAGUGUGACAACGGAGUAGAUAACAUUCUUUCGAUGAUCGAAUGGUCAUCGUGUGAUACAUUCCUGUGAAUUUUUGCCAUCUACGAAUUUUUCGUGUCAACGUAUUGAAAAAAAUAGAUAAUUCCAAUUGCAAUUAUCAACCGUUUUAAUUAUCGAGCUUUGAGAAUUGUGAAAGUGACUUUUACUGCAACUGAUUGCUCCAAUGUGUUAACCAGCAAACAAAUAACCUCUUUAAGGGGUUACUCUUUCUCUCUUUUAUACAGUGGAAAGUAAUUCAAUAAUUACUACAUAGCCUAAUUAAAAAAUCAGUCAAUAUGGAUAUCGGGUUUUCAUCGUACCACAAUGGUGGUCCCGCCAGGGACCAAGAUUUUACCAAAUUGUCAUCAACAAUUGGUUCAUCAAUUUUAAAGAUAUCUCAGAGCGUAUCUUCUAUGCAAAAAAUGGUUAACCAGCUGGGUGGUUCAACGGAUUCCCAAGAACUUCGAAAUCAAUUGCAUCAGAUACAACAUUAUACACAGCAAUUGGCAAAAGAUACCAGCGUACAUCUUAGGGACUUAGCUAUAAUAGCUACCAAUUCAGGAUCAACUAGUCCUGGAGAACAGAGGCAACGUAAAAUGCUAAGGGAGCGCCUUCAUGAAGAAUUUACAAGCGCAUUAAAUUCUUUUCAAACUGUACAAAGGCUUGCAGCUUCCAAGGAGAAGGAAAUGGUUAGGAAAGCCAAGGCAAAUGCAGGUAUUGCACCAUUCGGAGAGAAGAAACAGGAGACAUUGAUAGAAUUACAAGACAGUCGUACCCAAAAGCAAAUGCAACAACAGCAACUGAAAGAAGAACAAAAUUUACGAUUGUUAGAAGAACAAGAAGCAAGCAUAAGACAAAUAGAGAGCAAUAUCAGCGACAUUAAUCAGAUCUUUAAAGAUCUUGGUACUCUAGUCUAUGAUCAAGGAGAAAUGAUUGAUUCCAUAGAAGCUUCGGUUGAAAGGACAGUAGUAUCUGUCAAUGAAGCUACAUCACAUGUAAGGCAAGCGGGCAUUUAUCAGAAUAAACUGCGCAAGAAAAAAUGUGUACUAGUUGUUAUUGGAGUAAUCGUGCUUUCUAUAUUAAUCGGAAUUAUAGUUUGGCAAAGUUCUUAAAUUUGUUCAAAUUACGAAUGAUAAACUCGUGCGGUAGUUGAUGUUACAGGGAUAGCUGCAUCGUAACUGCAAGGUACCAUACAUUUAUAUACUUUCGGAAAAGGGCCCUGAUUUAUUUACAAUUGCUUUAAAACUGUUCGAGACAAAGUAUAAUACUAUCGAGGGGAAUGAACGCAAAGAAACUUGCAUCAUUCUGUAUCUUACUGAUGACAUUCUUGUAAUUGUGAUAAUAAAUGGUGCAAGAUCUAUUUUGCAAGUAACGUGUACAAUGGCAAGUCUGAGACUGCCCUGUCCAUUUGUACAUUUCAUCACUCAUUGCAUAAUACUAGUUCAUAAAUACAAGCAUAAAAAUAUAUGCAUAUACACAUAGAUCUAUUGACGGUAUAGUUGUGAUUAAUAUUCCAUCUGAUUUUAACAAAAAUUUACUCAGAAAGUACGGAGAUUCAUUUUAAAUAUUGCCUGUGUAUACUUUGAAAUGAGAACCUUACGUGAUAUGUAUGAAUCUGUAUGAAAUGAAUGUAUUGAUAUAAUCAUUAUAUAGUAUGUAAGCGUGUUCCGAACGUCCUAUAAAAUGUUAUUAAUUAUAUUGCGAAGAAUCAAUUAAUAAGGGUAUGUCACAUGGCAGAGAAUAUGAACGAAGUAAGUUUAUUUAUUAUAUUUAAGAAUGUUGAUUUAUUUUAAUCAAAAUGUAAUAAACUAUAUAAUACACGGUUCAUUGUAUGAAAUU